UAGGAUUUAUCACGUUUAAAUCGUGAUUUGAAAAGGAUUAUAUUUUUGGAUUGGGAUGAAGCUGCUUAUUCAUUACAGCCAAGAAAUGCUCUACAUCAUCUAAAAAGAUGGAAUGGUAAUGAUGAUGAUCGAACGUUACUACAUUUAGCCACCUUCUUAAAAACGAUUGCUGUUAGUGGUGUAGAGGAUAUACGUGAUAUAUUAGAUCAAUAUAAUCAAGAGAAUGAGCCAUUGGAAGCAUUUUUAAUUCGACAAAAAGAGUUAUUAGAAGCCGAAGAACAAAAACAUCAAACUGUAUCAACAACGAAAACAAAACCAACAAAAGAUAAAAUGAGUAUAUUAGAACUUCAACACGAGUUUUUUGAUGUUGAAACAAAAAAUUUAGAAUAUUUAUAUCAAGCAUUUUGUAAUUAUGUCUACUUAGGACAAUGGGAGUUCUCUCGUGUUUGUUUGGAAUUAUUAUAUAAUGAGCGUUUUCAGCUGAAGAGUAGUAAUUUAGAACAAUUAUUAAUUGAAAUAAUUAAAAAUCCAGAAUCAUAUUGUAUUGGUUCAAACUCUGUUCCUUCUCCAUACCAUUUUGCCUUAUUGCUUGCUCAAGAAUGUGAAAACAAAUUUUAUCUUGAAAUGAAUAUACUCAACCCGUUGAAAAUUGAUGCGGUAUUCAGAUAUCUAUUGGCUGUUGGAAAAAUAAAACCGUCUGUUGACGUCGCCCAGAAUUUUUAUCGAUUGCAUCAAGUUUAUCAACAGUUGAAAAGUGAAGAUGUUAUAUCGAAAUAUGAUUGGCCAUCUUUAUUAAAUGAUUCAAUGUCCGAUUUUUUAGAACAAUUGUGGUCAUCUGAAACAUCACGUGUUUAUUCGAUUGUUAAAUCACUUUAUUGUACAUUUACCCAUGAAUUUUUCUUACGUAGUCAUGAAAAAGCGCUAAAUAAUUGUAUAACAAAGUUAAUAGCAUCGAAAACAAUGGAUUCUGGUCUUCAACAAUGUUUAUAUGAUCAAUUACUUGGCUUACAUCUAUACGUAUGUGAUUCAUCUUUCAAAUCAAUAAUGAAACAGACAUUAAAACAAAUUCUCAUCUAUUUUACUAAUAAUACAUUAAAUGGAAAUCAUUUUAAUUUAAAAUCAUUGUAUAAAUCUACAAUUAUUAACGGUGAUUUAUGUAAAUAUAUUUCAACAUUAGAAGCAGAACAGCGUAUGAUUAUGAUAAAUAAUAAUGAUAAUAACAACACCAACAAUACAUAUAUUAUAAUGCAUUUUUGGAAUAAAAAUUCGUUUAAUCAAAAAUUGUUUUGGAAUGAUUUAUAUUUGUACAUAUUAGAAAUGGGAAAAGAUUUGGCGCUCUCUGUUGUGCAAGAUGCACGCUCAAUGAUUCAAAAUCGAGAUUAUUCAUCCUUUGAUCAAUUAUUAAAUAUGAAUGAAUUUUCAUCAUUGCAUUUAAUAAUAUUUUUAAUUUGUUGGACAAAUGUACGAACGUUGCAUGAUGCAAUUGUCUUAAAUGAUUCAAUCUUGUCAUUGAAUACAAAAAAUUGCAAACUUAUCAAAUGUCGUCAAUUAUUUCAAAGUCAUAUUGAGUUUAUAUCCUGGCUACUUAAUGUGAGAAGGGCUGAUUUACAAACGGAUGGUAUAUCACCGUCAUUAAAUGUGUCAGAUUUACUAUCAUCUUUGCAUUCUAAUUCAUCAUUAUCAUUGAUUGAUCGUUAUUUAAAUAUUAAUUUGAUUGAACCACAACUUAUUUUAGGACAAUUACGUAAAACAUGUGUCGAUAUUGAUGAUGAUAAUCCGAAAACAAGUGAUAAAAAAAAAGUUCGUUUUACCGAUGCUAUCAAUGAUCAACCAUUAUCUCAAACAAUAUUGACCAUAUUAUUUACUGGUUAUUUAUCUAUAGCUAAUGUAUUGCAACUAAUAUUAUCACCAUCAUCACAAAUAAGAAAUGAUGAUGCAUUAAAAUUAAUUAAAUCAUAUUUAAAUCAGUUAUAUCCACUGUGUUUUCGUCUAGAAAUAUUAGAAAAUAUAUUUUCAUUAAUAUUUUUACAACAAAACGAUUUAAAACUAGAUGAAAUAAUUACAACAACAAUAAUACCAACAACUACGGAACAAAUAUCUUUGUCAUCAUCAGAUAAAUAUAUUUCAGCAUCGAUGCGUAGUCAGAUAUCAAAUGACAGUUUACACGUAUCGAUUACUAGUAGAAAUAAUUUAUCGAUGACAAUUGACGGUCGACCAAUGUCUCAGAAUGAAGAUAAUAAUGAUGAUGAUGAACAUUUAUCUGUUUAUGGUAGUUCAGUGAGUUCGGCCAGUAAUUUAACAAGUACUAUGUCAUAUUUGUACAAAAGUGGAUAUUUAAUAGAUCAAAAUAUACUCUAUGAAUUAUUAAUGAUGUUAAGAGAUCAAAUGAAUGAAUUACGAACAUUACAUCAAGGAAUACAAAAUAAAGCAAUUGAUCGCGAUACAAUCGAAUUAGAAACAAAUUUAGAUAAAUGUUUUAUUUGUUCAAUUAAAAGUGAUCAAUUUCAUGGACGAUCAGUCAAAUUGAAUACAAUAAUUAGUGAAGUAUUAUGGAGAUAUCAAUUAUUAACAACAACAACAACAACAACAAUGCCAUUAACAAAUAAUGCAGAACUCAAAAAUGAUACUAUAGCCUCUACAAAAAAUGGAGAGAAAACAAAUUUCAGUUUAAAAAACUUGAUUAUACCUUUACGAAAAAUUACUGAGGCUAAUGAAGUAAUUCGGAUAUUUAAAAUGGAAUCACAUCCAUUAGCUAUUGAAGCUCGUUUUAGUCAAUUAUUCCGCAAUACAAUAACGAAACUAAAUUCAUAUUUGUCUCCUCAAACAUCGCUUAUGUCUGUUCCAUCAUCAUCUAUACCUUCUACAUCACCAUUGAAUGCUUUGGCAGGUAUGGCAUCGUCAGCACUCGAUAAUACAUCUGUUCAAACAGAUGUUGAACAAUUAUUAGAAUCAUGUAAAACAAUAUCAGUGACAUUACCAUGUUCUGUUCAUGUUGACCAAGAACAUUAUGUCACACUAACGUUAUUCGAUUUAUCUUUGAACAUGAACUCUCUUCAAACGACCAAGACUCUAAUGGAUAUGGCUCAACAUCAUCUACCAUUGUUUACAUCAAAAUCAAACAUACAACAACAACAAGAUAAAACAAUGAAAUCAAUAAAAGAUAUAAUUACAAGUUAUAGUCAGUUGUGUAACGCUUAUUUGCUUCGACAAAAUCGUCCAUCACCAUCAUCAACUGCAUAUCCAAAAAUGACAACUUUCAGCGAAAUGUUAUGUGAUGCAACAAUUCCAUUAGAUAGUAGUAGAGCUAUGAAAACAAUUCAAUAUUUGAUUCGACUCGAUCAACAUUGUAAAAUAAAUUAUUAUCAACAAUAUUUAGCAGCAGAAGAGACAACAAAAUAUGCAUUUGUAAACUUGAUUAAAUCUACAGCCGAUUUAUUUGAUAAUGAUCAAUCAAAAAUUAACAUAGUCAACUUAGUCAAAGAUAGUAAAAUGUCAUUAAAAACAGAGACAAUGAAUUACUUCUCAAUAUUUCAUUCUUAUACUGAACGUUUUCGAAUUUUAUUAGAAAGAUUUCCUAUAUCAGGAGUACCAUCACAACCAUCGGCGAAACCCUUGGACGAAACUUAUCUACUUCAACAUUCCCCUAUGUCAAUUAUCAAUCGUAUUAUAGCAAAACCUGACAUUGAUUUAAAACAAUUACAAGUCAUGACUUCUAAUCUUAAUAUUGAUAUUUCAUUGGCUGUUACUCUAAAUAUUGUUCGUCCACUUCUCUCGACAAACAUCAAUUAUAAAAUAUCGGCACGCUCAAUUUUAAUGCAACCAAUUGAUAUUUAUUCGUAUAAAAGACAAACAACACUGCGAAAACAAAUGCCUAAAAGACAUUCAGGAUUUUUAAAACGAUUAAUGAGUCAUUUAGAAGAUAUUGAACUUAAUGAAGAACAUAAUGAUUCACAAUUAAUCAGACAUCCUGAUAAUGUUGUUCGAUCAUUAUUAACAAAAUUAAUCGAUUCUAUUCGAAAAGCAUUAAAUUCAUCAUUACCAUUACGUCCAUAUUUUUCACUUGAACAUAUUGAGAAACUAAUCGAAUCAACUGAUUAUGACGAUAUCUUAACAUUGUUACCGUUACUGGGAACAUUAGAUUUAAAUAUGUUAAUAACCAAUGAAGAACGUUUAUGUUUUUUCAUAAAUUUAUACAAUUUAUUAACUAUUGUAUCUCAUGUUGAAUUAAUACGAUCGACUGUUGAUCGUACUAUGUAUUCAAAACCAUUUCAAAAUGAAUUAGAACAUUUAUUAUUUAAUAUGACAACACGUAUCGAUGUUGGAUGUUUAAAACAAUUAUCAUUAUUUGAAUUACGUUAUUUUAUAUUACGCAAUGGUCUCGAUCCAUCAACCUCAUCUUUAGAAAAUUUUGAUUUUGAAUUAGAUCCUGAUGAUCCUUUAUUAUAUUAUGCACCACAAAUUGAUGAUACAAAAUUAUUAUUUGUACUUACAAAUUGUACAAAAUCAUCAGUACCAAUUGUGGUACUAACACCUGGAUUUGUUCAAGAACAAUUAAAUCAUGCAGUUAUUGAUUAUGUUAAUAAUUGUACUCAACAUGUUAUUGAUAAAGAAAUUUUAUAUGUACCAUUGUUAAUAUACGAACAAUUUUUCAACAACAAGACAAAACAGUUAUCUAAACUCGAUCUAUUCAAUUUUAUUUUAAAAUAUACGUAUGCCGACGAUUUAAAACAAUCUUUGACAAAUACAAUUGAUGCAGAAACAUCCGAGUUAAACGAUUCUGUCAAUCAGUCGUAUAAAAUUCAAAUAUUAUUGCCCGAUAAUGAAUUUGCUCUAAAUCUCAAUAUGGAAUGUUGUUCAUACUCUAUAAAAAGUGGCAUAAAUACAAAACGUCGUCGAACAAAUUCAUUACCAUCCAAUUCAUCAUCAUUAGUAACCACGUUAGACAUUUUAACAAAACAUUCACCUCCACAUCAUCAUCACUUAAUUGAUUUACAUACAAUUGAUUUUGUUAAAGAAAAAAGUCCAAUUCUAGGAGAAAUAUUGAACAUUUAUCUGAUAAAAGUGGUCGGUAAAUCUGAUAUUGCUUUAUCGUCAUUACCCACUCUCGUACCACUUCAAACGUAUUUUUCAUUACUCUUACAAAAAUCAAUGUUACUCGAGGACUGGUUUCGUGCCGUGGCAUUAAACGAUUUAUCAAGUCAACACGAUCUAUUAUUACAAUUUUGUUCUCAAUUAUCAUCUGAAUCAAAAUGGUUAUCAAUAAUUGAAAUAUUAGAAUCACUAUUACCGGCAUUUAUUGUUCAUUCACCAUAUUUUUCAACAUUGUAUGAUAUUUCAUUAAUUAAUUUGGCACGUGAACAAACAAAUGAGCAGUCAUAUCGAUAUAUUAAAAAAAUAAAAGAUUUUCGGCUUUUAAUACGUUCAACAUUAACAUUUAUGAAUAAAUUUAAUAUUGAUGUUUGUAUAUCAUUGUUGGAGCUCUGUUUAACAGCAUGUAAAAUGCAAAAUGAAUAUACGAUGUUAAUACAAAGAAAAUUAGAUGGAAUGUCAAUUUAUAAAAUUUUAUGUCGUAGUGCAAAAAAUUUAUUUGAUAAAUAUUUAUCACGAUUAGCAUCGGAUGAUGUAUCAUCAACAAAUGAUGAUCUAUCAGAGUUGGCCAUCAAAAAAACAUCACAAAAAUGUUUAACAUGGCAGUCGGCUAAGGAUGAAUCAUUAAGAAAUUCAUCGGCUGUCGCUGAUUUAUUUAUAUUAGAACAUCAGUAUGAUAUGGCACAUAAAUGGUAUAAAUACUUAAAUAUCAACAAUAACAUUAUUAAAAUGAAAUUAAUUGAAGAACAUAUUAGUUGGUUGUUAAAAGACAAUGAUAACGAUAAAAUACUACAUGUUAUUCAGAUGAUUGAUAACAAAAAUGAUAAAUGGAAAUAUUGUUCAGACUUAAUUCAUGAUCUAUUACAAGGACAUUUAACUAAUGAUGUGCCAUCAACUAAUCAAAAGAACCAAGCGACACCAUCGAUACCAUUUGCUCGACAUUUUGUUAAAUAUCGUUUAAUUCAGUAUACACUUGACAAUUUCAAUAGUGAUGAUUAUUUUGGUAGAAAAGAUUCGAAAUUGAAUAAAUCAGAAUUACAAACACUUUUGUAUGGUCUAUCGUUAUUUUUUAAUUGUAUACCGUAUGAACAAACCAAUUUCUACAUCCAAUUAAUUGAUUAUCCACUACUAAUAAUUGAACAAUUAAUGAUGAAUGCUUCGAUCGAUAUACUUAAAAAAGCCAUAGGUCACUUGAAACAAUGUAUCGAAAAAUAUGAUGGAAAUAAUUUAAAAACUGAACAAAAAAAAAUUGAUAAUUUAAUUGAAUAUUAUGCGAAACAGACUGUUCAGUUACAUGUGGUUAAUAAGAAGAAUAAAGAAGAGCUAACAAUAAAUGAUGAUUCAUUUACAAACUCAACUCAAUUGCCGCUGGCUUAUCAAACAAGAAUUCGUAGUAAUUCUGGUAUACAAUUUUCGUCUCCCACGGAGCGAAAUGAUAUGACCAGUUCAACAAUGCUCUCACCGUCCAUGACACAAAUCAAACCAACUAGAAUAUCGACUAACCCUUCGCCAAUCUUAUUAUCAUCUGCUACGCAUAGACGAGAACUAAAUAGUAGUCAAAGUUCAGCAAAACCAACUUUUAAAGUUCAGCAAACGAACUAUUUAAAAAUUAACUCCUCCUCUAUAUCACCUUCAUCGUCAAAUACAAGUCUCGUAUCAAGCAGUAUGAUACCAAUAACAAAUUCACCAUUAACUGAUACUAUGGAUUCAGCACUACCGCAAUCAACAUCUUUUUUAAGUAAUCUAUCAUCAUCAUUUUCCUCAAAAUUUCAAGAUCGUCAAACUCCAAUAAAACGAAACAGCGCAAUUUCAAAAAUACAAACAAAACCUCUUGCUAUGAUUGAUUCAAAAAGUUCUUCUUUUAUAAUGCCACUCGUUCCACCACCAAAAUCACUUUGGAUACAGGAUGAAAAUAUAUCUGUUUGUAUGUGUUGUAAUCGGACUCAAUUUUCCAUGUUCAAUAGAAGACAUCAUUGCCGCAGAUGUGGACGUGUUGUUUGCAAAGAUUGUUCAGAACAAUUAACAAUGAUUGAGACUAAACUCGAGCGAACCUGUAACGAGUGUGUUCAGCAAACAGCUAUGCAAAAUCAGCCGCUAAUACGAAAUAGAAGUAAAGGUCAGGAACAUUUGACUAAUGUUAACAAAUUGGUAGAGGAUCGACAACAACUACAUCGUACUGAUCCUCGCAAUCGUUCUCUUCUUGGAUUCAAACGUCCAUCAAUUGCAACCAUCUAUUUUGAAAAUAAAAAUUUAGUCAUGAAAGAUGAUUCAUUAUUAUCAUCAUCCAAUGAUUAUCUUCUAUAUGGUGACAAUCCAAUUGAGAAUACCGCACAACGUUUAUCAUUUUCACAGUUAGCUUCAAGUUUGAAUACAAAUUCAUUGUCCCAACAACAUACUCGUACACGUAUAGGACGAAAUAAUCAACAUCAACAAGUAGAUACCACUCUAUCUAUAAAACAAGAUCUUAGUCAACAAUCUUUAUCAAUAAGAAAAGAUGUAAAUGAUCAACAAAUACGAUGUCAGUUGACAGGAAAUUUACAUGAUGAUCAAAAUUUGCGUGAAGAUUUCACAUAUGAUCAAUCACCUAGUAUCUCAUUGUGUCUAUCUAUUAUUGAAUUACAUAGUGAUCAAUAUGAGAUCGGUAAAUUAUUACUGAAAUUAUGUGAAGAAUUAUCGAAUCAAUUGAGUAGUACAACAAAUGGCAGAAAUCAAGAAAUUGAUUACGGUCUAGUAUUGAACAUGAUUAAAAAUUUAUUAUUUGCUGCUAAAAUGAAACUUAUGACGGGUAAUACAAAUUUAUUCACAACAAAUCAUACACUUUUAUCCUCCUGUGAUACAUACAUUAACUUGAUUGACAUUUUAAAUCGAUUAAAUACGGCUAAUUGUGAUUUACCAACGUUAAAUGAUUUAUUACAACAAGAAACAUUACGAAGAAUUAGAAAUAAACUGUUAGAUGAUGAACGAUAUCAAUUAGCAAUGGAUAUAUCGACCAGAUGUAAUUUAGAUAGUUAUACAAUAUGGGUACAAUGGGGAAUGGCCUGUCUGUAUAUUGGUCUAUUUUCUGAGGCGCGUAAAAAAUUUGAAAAAUGUCUAAAAAAGAAACAAACAUUUUCGUCCAAUGGUGGUGAUACUAGUAAUCAACAACAAUACACUAAAAGAAAUAUAUCAGCAUCUACAAAUACAAAAAGUCAACAAGAAAAAAUUUUGAAUGAUAUUGUGAAUUAUUUAGAAGAGUCAUAUUUACCAAUGAAUCGUUUAAUAAAAUUAAAUUUUCUCUUAGAUCAAGAAACUCGUAAAUCAUCCGUAUUUAGUCCAGGUGGUUUAAAAUAUAUGAAAAAUUUAUCAUUAAUGCCUGUUCUUAACAAACAACAACAAGAUCAACAACAACGGGAACAUUUUGACGAAAUUAUUUACUAUUUGACAAAUUAUGGUGAUGAUUCAUUAGUUAUUUCUUUUUAUUUAAGACAUAAUUUAUAUACAACAGCAAUUCAAUAUUUUCUCAAAAAUAAAUGUGUAACACAAAUAUUUUUAGAUGAUAUUUUUCUACCACUACUAAAACGUGGAGAAAUUCAACAAUUAUUUGAUUAUAUACAAAAUGACAAUACAAAUAUAAAAAAAUUAUUUUUACCACAUUUAAAACAAACAUGUACCUAUUUAAAAGAACAAAAAUAUUUUCAUUCAUUAAAACAAUUACAAUUAUUUAUGAAUGAUUAUUUAAAUGUUGCACAUACAUAUAUUGAAUUAUAUUUACAUAAUCGAAAAGAUUAUAUUGAUUUCUAUGAAAAGAGAUUAGAUUUUCUACAAAAAUCCUAUGAAUAUUUUGAAUUAUAUCGUCAACAACAACAACAAAACCGAGAUUUUUCAGUUACAACAUCAAAUAAUGAAUCAACACUUGCACGUGUCCACAGUUAUAAAGCAAAAAUUCUUUUACAAAUGGAAGUAACACGUUUUAUUUAUGCACAAAUUCGGCGUUCUGAUAAUAGCACCGGAUCCAAUACACUUAUCAAUUGUCCGACACUAUUUGCAAAAAAUGAUGUUAUUGUAGAAUUGCUCGCUAGUUUAAUAUUAUUAUCGGAUACAGUUGCCAAUGUUAUUAACCUUGUGAAUAAGAUUAUUGAAGAGUUUACAUUAUCGCCAUCUAUUGUAUUUUCAUCGUGUGCAAAGCAAAUUGGAAAAAAACAUGACUAUCGAUUAAUUCAACAAUUAUUGACAUGUUUAAAGGAAAAUGGAUAUAAUGAGACGAAAUUACAUGAUGAGAUAAUCGAUAGUUGUAUACGACAAACUGGUUCAGACAUUGAACAAAGCAAAGAACAAGAUGGAUUGAUUCAAAUGAUAAAAAAUGAUGAUGUUCGAAUCAAUGCCUAUAUAUUUGUUGGUAAAUUACGUGCAGCCUAUUUAAUAGCAAUACGUUUAGGAAAAGAAGAUGCGGUUCGAUUAAUAUUAAAUAAUGCACAACGAACAGGGCAAACAGCUGUGAAAGAUAUUUGUUCAAAAUGGCUAGAAAAUCGUGCCAAAGAAGAACAAUAA
Messenger RNA from Didymodactylos carnosus, 9615 nucleotides. The record is from the annotation of a GenBank genome assembly. Lineage: Eukaryota; Metazoa; Rotifera; Eurotatoria; Philodinida; Philodinidae.